Molecule: messenger RNA, 7083 nt
Organism: Lepus europaeus (European hare)
Lineage: Eukaryota; Metazoa; Chordata; Mammalia; Lagomorpha; Leporidae
Gene: TRIM24
Product: tripartite motif containing 24
Exons: 19
Coding region: 1-3102 (1033 amino acids)
Molecular function (GO): zinc ion binding; protein binding
Source: RefSeq, a predicted model, not a curated record
AUGGAGGUGGCGGUGGAGAAGGCGGCGGCGGCCGGCGGCGGCGAGAACGAGGCCGAGAGCCGGCAGGGCCCGGACUCGGAGCGCGGCGGCGAGGCGGCCCGCCUCAACCUGUUGGACACUUGCGCCGUGUGCCGCCAGAACAUCCAGAGCCGGGCGCCCAAGCUGCUGCCCUGCCUGCACUCGUUCUGCCAGCGCUGCCUGCCGGCGCCGCAGCGCUACCUCAUGCUGCCCGCGCCCAUGCUGGGCUCGGCCGAGACCCCGCCGCCCGUCAGCGGCGCGUCGCCGUUCGCCACGCAGGUUGGAGUCAUCCGAUGCCCGGUUUGCAGUCAAGAAUGUGCCGAGAGACACAUCAUAGAUAAUUUUUUCGUGAAGGACACUACUGAGGUUCCCAGCAGCACGGUCGAAAAGUCUAAUCAGGUGUGUACAAGCUGUGAGGACAAUGCGGAAGCUAAUGGAUUUUGUGUAGAGUGUGUUGAAUGGCUGUGUAAAACAUGUAUAAGAGCUCAUCAGAGGGUGAAGUUCACGAAAGACCACACUGUCAGACAGAAGGAGGAAGUAUCUCCAGAGGCAGUUGGUGUGACCAGUCAACGGCCAGUGUUUUGUCCUUUUCAUAAAAAGGAGCAGUUGAAGCUUUACUGUGAGACAUGUGACAAGCUGACAUGUCGGGACUGCCAGCUGUUAGAACAUAAAGAGCAUAGAUACCAAUUUAUAGAAGAAGCUUUUCAGAACCAGAAAGUGAUAAUAGACACGUUAAUCACCAAACUGAUGGAAAAGACAAAAUAUAUAAAAUUUACAGGAAAUCAGAUCCAAAACAGAAUAAUCGAAGUGAAUCAAAACCAGAAGCAAGUGGAGCAGGAUAUCAAGGUUGCUAUAUUUACACUGAUGGUAGAAAUCAACAAGAAAGGGAAAGCUCUACUGCACCAGCUGGAGAGCCUUGCAAAGGACCAUCGUAUGAAACUUAUGCAGCAGCAACAGGAGGUGGCUGGACUUUCCAAACAGUUGGAACACGUCAUGCAUUUCUCUAAAUGGGCAGUUUCUAGUGGCAGCAGUACAGCAUUACUGUAUAGCAAGCGACUGAUUACAUACCGGUUACGGCACCUCCUUCGUGCAAGGUGUGAUGCUUCCCCAGUGACCAACAACACCAUCCAGUUUCACUGUGAUCCUAGUUUCUGGGCUCAAAAUAUUAUCAACUUAGGUUCUUUAGUAAUCGAGGAUAAAGAGAGCCAGCCUCAAAUGCCUAAACAGAAUCCUGUCAUGGAACAGAAUUCACAGCCAUCAGGUGGUUUAUCUUCAAACCAGUUAUCCAAGUUCCCAACACAGAUCAGCCUAGCUCAAUUACGACUCCAGCAUAUGCAGCAACAGGUAAUGGCUCAGAGGCAACAGGUGCAACGGAGGCCAGCACCUGUGGGUUUACCAAACCCUAGAAUGCAGGGGCCCAGCCAGCAGGGGCCCAGCCAGCAACCUUCCAUCUCUCAUCAGCAGCCCCCUCCACGUUUGAUAAAUUUUCAGAAUCAUAGCCCUAAACCAAAUGGACCAGUUCUUCCUCCUCAUCCUCAACAGCUGAGAUAUCCUUCAAGCCAGAAUAUACCCAGACAAGCAAUAAAGCCCAACCCCCUGCAGAUGGCUUUCUUGGCCCAACAAGCCAUAAAACAGUGGCAGAUUAGCAGUGGACAGGGUGCCCCAUCAACUGCCAGCAGCACCUCUUCCACCCCCUCUAGUCCUACCAUUACCAGUGCAGCAGGGUGCGAUGGGAAGGCAUUUGGGUCACCCAUGAUUGACCUGAGCUCACCAGUGGGAGGUUCUUACAAUCUUCCUUCUCUUCCAGAUAUUGACUGUUCAAGUACAAUUAUGUUGGAGAACAUUGGGAGAAAAGAUACUAGUAUAGAACAUGGCCAGCCAAGACCACCCUCCAACAGGACAGUCCAGUCACCAAAUUCAUCCGUGCCAUCCCCAGGCCUUGCAGGACCUGUCACUAUGACUAGUGUACAUCCCCCAAUACGUUCACCUAGUGCCUCCAGCAUUGGGAGCCGAGGAAGCUCUGGCUCCUCCAGCAAACCAGCAGGAGCAGAUUCUACACAUAAAGUGCCAGUGGUCAUGUUGGAGCCAAUCCGAAUAAAACAAGAAAACAGUGGACCACCUGAGAAUUACGAUUUUCCUGUUGUUAUAGUGAAACAAGAAUCUGAUGAGGAAUCUAGGCCUCAAAAUACCAGCUAUCCAAGAAGCAUACUCACUUCCCUGCUCUUACACAGUGGUCAGAGCUCUGCUUCCGAGGAGACUGUGCUGAGAUCCGAUGCCCCUGAUAGCACAGGAGAUCAGCCUGGACUUCAGCAGGAGAAUUCCUCAAAUGAGAAGUCUGACUGGCUGGCUGCAUCCCAGAAGUCCCCUCUUCAUGUUGGGGAGACCAGGAAGGAGGAUGAUCCCAAUGAGGACUGGUGUGCGGUUUGUCAGAACGGAGGGGAACUCUUAUGCUGUGACAAGUGUCCCAAAGUAUUCCAUCUCUCUUGCCAUGUGCCCACUCUGACAAAUUUCCCAAGUGGAGAGUGGAUUUGUACUUUCUGCCGAGACUUAUCAAAACCGGAAGUUGAAUAUGAUUGUGAUGCUCGGAGUCACAGCUCAGAAAAACGGAAAGCUGAUGGCCUCGUGAAACUAACCCCAGUAGAUAAAAGGAAGUGUGAACGCCUACUUUUAUUUCUUUAUUGCCAUGAAAUGAGUCUUGCUUUUCAAGAUCCUGUUCCUUUAACUGUGCCUGAUUAUUACAAAAUAAUUAAAAACCCAAUGGAUUUGUCAACCAUUAAGAAAAGACUACAAGAAGAUUAUCCCAUGUACACAAAGCCUGAAGAUUUUGUUGCUGAUUUUAGGCUUAUCUUUCAAAACUGUGCUGAAUUCAAUGAGCCUGAUUCAGAAGUAGCCAAUGCUGGUAUAAAACUUGAAAGCUAUUUUGAAGAACUUCUAAAGAACCUUUAUCCAGAAAAAAGAUUUCCUAAGCUAGAAUUCAGGAAUGAAUCUGAAGAUAAUAAAUUUAGUGAUGAUUCAGACGAUGACUUUGUGCAGCCCCGGAAGAAGCGCCUCAAAAGCAUCGAGGAACGCCAGAUGCUUAAAUAAGCCGCACCAUGCGUUGGCAUGUGGCUGGUUUACAAUUUGUUUUCCAAAACACUUGUCAGUAAUUCAACACCAAUACAAACAGGAGUUUGUGACCUCUCUGCUCUCUUGUCUUUGAUGUUCGGUAGACUUUGAUUUCCUUAAUAACCCAUUUCUUCUAACCUCUUAUUAAAGAAGGAAAUGGAUGGCAUGGAAGGAAGAAAAUGUCCUAGCAAGGAAGAAAGCUCAACAAUAAAAGACAUUCUCAUUUCAUGGAUUUCAGAGCGUCGGUCUGGAGUGAUAGCUACUAUAGAAAGGAAAUAGACUUUGUAUGAACUUUGUGUUGAAAAUUUAAUGUGGUUUGAAUGUGUGCGUUAGUCCAUGUUUAGCAAAUUAAUACCACUGCCCAUGAGUUACGACCCAAACACAAGUUAAGCGUUCUUUGUUAAGAGCAGUGCUCAUGAACUUUCAUGAGUGGUAAGCGUUCUAUCCAGGACGGUGACUGGUACAACAGAAGGGCAGAUUAGAUGCUGUUAAGAUGGCACCUCCUAGUAUGUUUGUGUAAGAUGGGAAUUGUAUUAAAAGAUCAGGAAAUCCAGUGUUUGAUUUCUGUUUUUAUCGUGUCUAUAGAGGUGUUUGUUAUAGCAGAUCUCCAAGGCCUUUUUACAUACAUUUCUAGAUUAGAUUUUCUUCAGCUUCUACUGAGGGAAGUUAAGUGUGCACAUGUUUGAUUUAGCUGUGUUGUCUGUGUGGUUUGUUGUUUGUGUUAGCUGCGCAGGUGUGAUCCUUUUAAAGCAAACCUCAUUGUUGGCAGUAUGGCUUUCAGUGAUUCUCAAAAUACAAUGUGCACCGUAUGUGAUGUGAAGUUUGAUCAACAUAUCUUACUGGGCAUUAAAUAUAAGUUCCUCUGAAGGGGACUAAUUUUUGUGGUUUUCAUCUGUCUUGAUGUUUGGAAUGAAAAUGUGUUGUAGGAUUUCGGAGCAGACAAUUAGGGGAAAUUAUAAUGAAAUUGUCAUUUUAUUUCCUGAGGUCUCCAUCUCCCCACCCCACCCUCUUUAUUUACUUUUAUUUUUUAUUUUUUUUUAAGAAUCACAGUCUGAGCCUUAAUGUUUAAUCUGACUUAAUUUUGAAUUCCAGUUUCCUGGUACAGAAUCCUAUCACCUCAGAACAGCAUAUUAGUGGCCAGGCUCAGCUGGUUUAACUGACAUACAUUUAUUUCUUCUAUGUACUCUGUUUUCUAGGAUCUGAUGAACUGUCAAAGGAGGAAACUAAAUUAUAGAAGAAAAUUGUCAUAAUCAAAAUUUGACAAUAUACACAUGAGUAUUUUUAGUUUGCUAAAGCAUACACUUAGUAAUAAAACAUUACAGCUAAUAUUUGACUGGAGGAAAUAUAGAGUAAAAAUACAGCUGACUUGAAUGCUCUUCUGAAUUUAUCACCUCCCAUGGAAGAAGCACAGAGGACUUUUAUGCAGAGGGCAUUGCUUCUGAAAUGAACAAGUUUGACAAUAUUUUGCGGAGAAUUCAUUGGGUUUCAGGUAUUGCUAAGCUAAUUUACUAGCAAUAUCUCUAUUUUUGUAUAUACUGAGAUCUUGUGCAUAAUGUCACUUAUGUAUUAGUUGUUUAAAAAGACUUACUUUCCCAAGUAUGUGUUACACCAUGAUGAGUACUAUCUUGAAUAUGCUUUUGACAUUUAUUUUCCAAAGAUGGUUUGAACAAAUACUUUUUUUUUUUUUGCUUGUAGCGUUUUAGUACAGCAUUCAUGGCACUUUCGCUAAUAAGUUUAUUGCUGGCAUUGUUUGUUCCAUAUUUUUCUCCUGAAUUAAAACUAAGCAAUAUGAGUAAAUUAUUUUGAAAAUCCACAAAGGGCAGUUGGGAUUAGGAGAGAAAAAAUUAUUUCCUGAAUGUAUCUGAGCCAGAAUGUCUACUAACAUGAAUUAUCAGUAUUAUCUUUGUGCCACUUUCUUUUCUGAUACAGUAUUUCUUUUACCCUUAGAGUUUGCUAAGUGAAUACAGUUAAAAGCCAUCCUUCUUGUAGUCAUAUGUAAUAUAAUCCUAUUAAAUGUAAAUGCUCUGUUUUUUCUCUCCAAGUGCCCUCUUGUAACGAUCUCUCAAUUCUGGGACUUUAUUAAGUGCCUGUGGGCGUGCCCAGGUGAAUCCCAGCUAAGCAGUCCUUGAAUUCGAAUACAAACAAGCUAUAAAAGAAGCCUGACUGCACUUGACACUGAUUAAGAGAGCGUGUCCCAAAAAAUCGGUACGAGUCAAGCAGGCUUGACCUCAGCUUGCACACACUAACAUUCACCUCUGAAACCUUGGUGCAGUUGCUGCAGGAUUCACAGGAUCGUGUUCUUGGUGAGUGCUCUUGCAUGAGGAGACCGUGUGGAAGCGGUGCCUGCUUCAUUCCAGCUGAGCAGUGUUCUUAGAUGCCAGGACCUCAGUCUUUCUGGCAAUGCAAUAAGGAACCCAAGGACACAGGCAGAAAGACAGACAGACUGAAACCAUAAUAAAAGUAGUUUAAUAUCAGUAACUGGCCAUCCAUUCAUUUUCUUCAGAGUUUCUGCUCUUCCUUUGGUCGCUAUCCCUCCCCAAGCUAAACAACAGGCUUUGUGGUUUACUACCACAAAGAUUUUAACUAAGGAAUGCAAAGGGAGUUAGCAUGCAGGCUCAUCUUUGAGUUUAGCAUUGAAAGUCCUGUGCUGUUACUAUACUUAACAUUUCCAUGGAGAGAUGAGAAACUUUUGCUGAGACCUCACCCAAAUUGUGGAUCCCUUGAAUCAGUUGCUAUGUGUGAACAAAAGAUUUUUAAGUUUAAAUUGAACUACAUUUUCUAUUUGUAAUUGUUAUGAGAGGAGUUGAGUGAUCUAAUUGGCCAUUAAGAUUAUUGACAUGACCAUGAGUUCAGUUCUCUAAUUUCUUAUGGAGCUCUUUUUAAAUAACCACAUACAUAUUUUUAGAAGUAUUUUAUAACCUAUGUAAAUUAGCUGAUGUAAGUUCCCAUCCAAGAUGAAGGUACAAUAAGUCCUGAUGCACGUUGGGAACUCAUGUCCCAGAGUGAGAGUGCUAGCCAGUUGGAUCACCAACUUCUUUGUCCAUGAAGGCUUAACGUAUCGUGAAGGACAUCGAGGCAACAGUCUGUUGUUUUACUUUGGGGGUCAGACUGGUGAUCUUCAUUUUAAUAAAAGUGAACUUUGGACUUCGGAGAAUACCGUAAGAAUUUCAGUAAUUCCAGAAUAUUGUAUCAGUCAUUUGAAACUAGCAGUCCUUCCUUACUACCUCUGUAUGUUCCUAUGAGUGUAACUUUGAUACAUAAAGGGAGAAUCUUCUAUAAACAAAUGUAAUAGGAAAAUUUUUUAAUCUAAUGUAUGUAUUUCACCAGCUUUAAAAGAUGGAAAAAAAGGGUGAGUGGGGGGUAUCUUCAGCUGAUGAUUUUUCUCCUUGAAGGAUCCCAGCCUCUUGGUGUAUGAGAGCCAAAGAUAGUAUGAAAAAUCCUAGUUUGAGUUGUUUCCAGGAAGACAGACUGGGGACCAUCAACAUGCUUGUUUGCCAAGUUUCCCUGUGUUCAUGGAGUCUCAUCACAACUAUUUUGAAAUAACAUUAUUGCAUUUUUAAUACACCUUCUCCUGUUUGAUUGCAAAAUUAGUUUUUAAAUAGAAUUAAGUCAAACAUUUAGCAAAAGCGUCUUCCCACAUUUUGAAAUGUGCUGUGGAAGAAAGAUUAUUUUAACAUUGUCUUCUAUAUAUCAGAAUUGUUGAAAAUGUAUUUCCCUUCCCAUCUUCUCAUGCCUUUUCCCUAAGACAAGUGAGCCAGAAAAUGCAGGAAUCUUUCUACCGCAGAAGCCAAGUUGUCAGCCUUGUCACGGUGGGCAGUGUGGAGAGGAUGGAAUAUACGGAUCAACCGCAGGAGAACAUUUCUCACCCCUGGCAUGAUAAUGUACUGUCUUGGGGAAUGGCAUUUUCCCAAAGAAAACCCAGGUGUUCCAGACCAGACUUCCACAGUGAUGAUUAUGUAA